Messenger RNA from Fonsecaea multimorphosa CBS 102226, 411 nucleotides. Its product is annotated as histone H3. The record is from RefSeq and is a predicted model, not a curated record. The transcript has 3 exons. Lineage: Eukaryota; Fungi; Ascomycota; Eurotiomycetes; Chaetothyriales; Herpotrichiellaceae. Gene Ontology annotation, molecular function: structural constituent of chromatin; DNA binding; protein heterodimerization activity. Gene Ontology annotation, cellular component: nucleosome. Gene Ontology annotation, biological process: rRNA transcription. The coding region runs from base 1 to 411 and encodes 136 amino acids.
AUGGCUCGUACCAAGCAAACCGCUCGCAAGUCCACUGGUGGCAAGGCCCCUCGCAAGCAGCUCGCAUCCAAGGCUGCCCGCAAGUCUGCCCCCAGCACCGGUGGUGUCAAGAAGCCUCACAGAUAUAAGCCUGGUACCGUCGCUCUCCGUGAGAUUCGUCGCUACCAGAAAUCCACUGAGUUGCUCAUCCGCAAACUGCCCUUCCAACGUCUCGUCCGUGAAAUCGCUCAAGACUUCAAGUCCGACCUUCGCUUCCAGUCAUCCGCCAUCGGUGCUCUUCAGGAAUCCGUCGAGGCUUACCUCGUCUCUCUCUUUGAGGAUACCAACCUUUGCGCCAUCCACGCCAAGCGUGUCACCAUCCAGUCCAAGGACAUCCAGCUUGCCCGUCGUCUCCGUGGUGAGCGAUCCUAG